AUUUGUGGAACUUGAAAACGAUUGUAAAAAAUAUGUCAAAAAACGACGAUUUGGAAUACGGCCACGGGCUAAACAAAUAUUUGGCGGAAACUCACGAGUGCCGCAGGUCCCCAGUACGCGCUCUGACCGGCUGAUCAAACAACAGCCGCAGACCCGGCACGUCUAUGCGCCUAUGCCUCGUUUAACCGAUUUUUGUAUUCUCUACAGGUACGGUUUUCUACGAUAAUAAAUCACCGUAGAUUCACGAACGUAAAACAUUUAAAUGUGUGACACGUAACAACCGAAAGCGUGUUGCGCGAGAUUGUUGGAAUAAUUAUUGGAUCAGCCGAUCGCUAAACGCCGUCCGAGGUAGGUGACUAAUCGUGCACGCCGGCGCUCAACGUCCGAGUUUUGCACGAUGCAUUUCACCACUAAGGUUUUUAAUACCGUGUGCAUUAUCGCUGCACUGGGGCAUGUCGAGCCGACGGCAAUUAUUACGAGAGAUGUGCACGAAACAGAAAUGUUUUACUACGAAAUACGCCCGGAACUUUUUAACUGGACGAACGGAGCGGAUACCGGGUUUGUGUUCACGCCGUCCUUACAAAAUUAUCCAGACUUGCUACAUUGGAUACAUUACAAAUUCAACAGUAAAAAUAGACACGGAUACUUGUACGGAACACCGCCAGCAGACUCGUCGGACAGACAAAUCCUAUUGGAUAUUAUUGGACUAAACAAAAAAACAUACCAGGUUGAGACACAAGUUAUCCAAUUUAACAUUUUUGAAAAAUCUGAAUAUGCAACAAAUGAAGUAAGAUUUAAGAUUAAUAACUUGAAUGUGGAAGACAUGUUUCAUGAAGAACGCAUACAAUACUUGCUGGAUAUAUUUAGACAAAAUUUAUGGUUGGGUAGUAAACCAAAUUUGUAUGUAACAUUUCUAGUAUCUGCAAGUGAUUUAGGACAACGAUUACCACUAGACCCAAAUGAUACAGAGGGUGUUAUUGUCAAUUUAGGAAGCUCAUCAAAUUUUUCAACAAUAUUAUAUGAUCUCGAGAAAGAAAUUAGUCCAUUGCAAAAAAUGAACAAAUGUCCAAAGGAUUUCAAAAGAACAAGUGUUGAAAGAUAUUUUCGAGCUAAUGGUUUCAAUUUGGACUGGUGCAGUUUCAAACUUGUAGAGUUGACGAUCAUAAACCAGAAUCACACUAUGAAUGUUCAGGACAGAACUAGCACAAAACAUGAAGAAGAAAAUGUUUGGGAAUUAAUGGAAUCUCUGCGAUACAGUCAGUCCAUGGAUGGAGAUAAUUCAAAAUUGAGCGUUACAUUACUUAUCUUUAUGAUUUUUGUAAUAGGGAUAAUCUUUAGUAUUGGUGUAUUUAGAUGGCAUAAAAAUAAAAAGUUAUCUUUUUGAAUAGAACAAAAAAUAAAUAAAAUUGAAAUUA
Metopolophium dirhodum (rose-grain aphid) is the source of this 1415-nucleotide messenger RNA. RefSeq names its product epsilon-sarcoglycan (gene Scgalpha). Bases 398 to 1384 code for a protein of 328 amino acids. Lineage: Eukaryota; Metazoa; Arthropoda; Insecta; Hemiptera; Aphididae. The transcript has 7 exons. The record is from RefSeq and is a predicted model, not a curated record. Gene Ontology annotation, cellular component: sarcoglycan complex.